This is a messenger RNA of Brachypodium distachyon (stiff brome), 1621 nucleotides long. RefSeq names its product actin-3. The record is from RefSeq and is a predicted model, not a curated record. The transcript is spliced from 5 exons. Bases 175 to 1308 code for a protein of 377 amino acids. NCBI's taxonomy places the organism in Eukaryota, Viridiplantae, Streptophyta, Magnoliopsida, Poales, Poaceae.
GCACAAGGCCAAGCCUAGCACUUGGCUCUCCUGCCUCUGCCUUAGCUCUUCCUCCGCCACCACCGCCGCCACCCACCCGUCUCCUCCUCUUCCUCCGCUCUCCGCUCUCCGCUCUUAUCGGCGGGAGGUCUUCAGGCGGGCAGGUUCCCCUAGAUCCCAGGAGUCACUUAUCAAAUGGCUGACGGUGAGGAGAUCCAGCCCCUUGUCUGCGACAAUGGAACUGGCAUGGUCAAGGCCGGUUUCGCUGGGGAUGAUGCGCCAAGGGCCGUCUUCCCAAGUAUCGUUGGGCGCCCCCGCCACACUGGUGUGAUGGUGGGGAUGGGGCAGAAAGACGCCUAUGUUGGUGAUGAGGCUCAGUCCAAGAGGGGUAUCCUCACCUUGAAGUACCCUAUUGAGCAUGGUAUCGUCAGCAACUGGGACGACAUGGAGAAGAUUUGGCAUCACACCUUCUACAACGAGCUUCGUGUCGCCCCUGAGGAGCAUCCUGUGCUGCUGACUGAGGCACCCCUGAACCCCAAGGCUAACAGGGAGAAGAUGACCCAGAUCAUGUUUGAGACCUUCAAUGUUCCAGCCAUGUAUGUUGCCAUCCAGGCCGUGCUUUCCCUCUAUGCCAGUGGACGUACAACAGGUAUUGUCUUGGAUUCUGGUGAUGGUGUGAGCCAUACAGUGCCAAUCUAUGAGGGCUAUGCCCUUCCGCAUGCAAUCCUUCGUCUUGACCUCGCUGGGCGUGACCUAACUGACUGCUUGAUGAAGAUUCUUACUGAGAGAGGCUACUCCUUCACCACCACUGCUGAACGGGAAAUUGUAAGGGAUAUCAAGGAGAAGCUCGCAUAUGUGGCUCUUGACUACGAGCAGGAGCUGGAGAGUGCCAAGAGCAGCUCCUCCGUGGAGAAGAGCUAUGAGCUACCUGAUGGGCAGGUGAUCACCAUUGGGGCAGAGAGGUUCCGUUGCCCUGAAGUCCUUUUCCAGCCAUCUUUCAUUGGUAUGGAAGCUGCUGGAAUCCAUGAGACCACCUACAACUCUAUCAUGAAGUGUGAUGUGGAUAUCAGGAAGGACCUCUAUGGUAACAUUGUGCUUAGUGGUGGCUCAACCAUGUUCCCGGGUAUUGCUGACCGUAUGAGCAAGGAGAUCACUGCCCUUGCACCAAGCAGCAUGAAGAUUAAGGUGGUGGCACCGCCUGAGAGGAAGUACAGUGUCUGGAUUGGAGGGUCCAUCCUUGCCUCCCUUAGCACCUUCCAACAGAUGUGGAUCUCGAAGGGUGAGUAUGAUGAGUCUGGUCCAGCGAUUGUUCACAGGAAGUGCUUCUAAGCUACAAAUCCUCUGGAUCUUUCCACCAUUGUAUUCUGGCUGUUCUUUUCUCAAGUCCUUGCCAUGUAAGCUACUAUGUUUGAGAUUGUUGGGGUUCCAUGAGCUGUAUUGCUGGAUUUAUUUGUUGGAUCAAACUGUGUACCUCCUAGACUCGUAAUAUGUUCAGUGGGCUGCUAUAUUUGACCAGUGCUGAAUCAUAUAUUGCUUGUUUCAGUUUCUUUUCAUGCCAAGUUUGGUGCUAGUGGUAAAAGAGUGUCAAACUAUCUACCACAAUCUUUUGUAAGAGUUUUCGUGUGAGUCCCAAUUUCAUUUA